CCGGACUAGGACCGCCCCGGAUAGGGUGGGCGGCGGGCGUGCCUCCCUGAAUCGCUGUCCCGGCUCAGAACGGGACCGGCCUCGGGAGGAAAACCAUGGCUCUUGGACCGCUAGCGGUACUACUGGCGCUGACAGUGCUGAGAUUGACGUGGGGGGAGCCGGCCUCAGCACCCUCUCCGUGUCCCCAGGGCAGUUCUUGGAGCCCAGAUCUGGACAAGUGCAUGGAUUGUUCCUCAUGUCCAGCCCGACCAUAUAGUGACUUCUGCCCUGGCUGCUCCACAGCACCUCCAGCUGCUUUUCCUCUGCUGUGGCCAGUCUUGGGGGGUACACUAGGUCUGAUGCUCAUUAUAGGGCUCCUUUCUGGCCUUCUGGUCUGGAGACAGUGCCGAAGGAAAGAGAAGUUCACCACCCCCAUUGAAGAGACAGGAGGUGAAGGAUGUCCAGGCACAGCCUUGAUCCAGUAAUGAUUUGACAUGUUCGCAACUUUGUCUAGAAUUGAGAGGAUCUUACCUUCUUGGCGUUUGUUCUCCAAUGAGAUACCCCUCACACACAUACUUCUUGGACUCUAUAUUUCUCUUCAUACCCAGGAGAGAAGUAGGGACUCAAACCUGGGGUCUUAUCCUAGAACUGCUCACAGGCUGAAGAAUGCAGUAUUUGCACAAUAGGGGUGUGGGGGUUCCCUCUCUCCCCAACAAGUACACUGCCACCCCCUUCCCCUGGCAACACUAGGGGCUCUGAGCCAAGAGAUUCACCCCUUAAGUAAAGGAGGACAGAUAUAACACUCAGGACUUUGAUUUCAAGUCCUCUCAAAUGUGCUGGGACAAGGCAGCUGUAUCUUGUUGGGGGGCAGGGUACAGUGCUCUAUCCCCCUAGGAUAGGGGCUGGUCCUCUAGGGGAGCUGGUCCUGGGUUCUUCCCCCUUUGGCCAGCCUAUAAGGAUAGGGGAGAUAUUUAUUUGGGGGAACAAGGAGGGAGGGAGGGCGGGCAUAGAACAUGUAUAAAUAAAGUUAUUUUGAUUUCAAA
Molecule: messenger RNA, 1022 nt
Organism: Monodelphis domestica (gray short-tailed opossum)
Lineage: Eukaryota; Metazoa; Chordata; Mammalia; Didelphimorphia; Didelphidae
Gene: TNFRSF12A
Product: TNF receptor superfamily member 12A
Biological process (GO): positive regulation of extrinsic apoptotic signaling pathway
Cellular component (GO): plasma membrane
Molecular function (GO): protein binding
Source: RefSeq, a predicted model, not a curated record